CUAUUUCUUUCUCUCUUUCCUUUCAUUUUCUCAUUUUGUCUCUCGACAUAAUUCUCCUCAUCGAUGAUGUCGAUCGAUUUAUAAUCUACGAGGACACGUUCCUGCAAUUACAUCCACUUGAUUUUAAAUCGGAUCAAUCUAUAAAUGACUGAAAAUAAUUAUCGUUGUAGGUAUGCAUUACCAUCUAUCCUAUCUCUCUUUCUCUCUCGUUGAAAAAAAAAAUAAAAAAGAAGGGAAAUAAAAAAAAAAAGAAAAGAAAGAAAGAAAAAGAACAAGAAAGAAAGAAAAAGAACAAGAAAGAAAAGCAAAAAAAAAAGUGACGAAGCGCGAGUUAUUUAUACGAUUGAUUGAUUAAUUUAUUUCCAAUCGUAGCUCUCGCGAGUUCGUCGCAUGACUAACGCGAAUGAGUAAAUAAGCACGAUCGUUAAAUACAUAUGCCGAUCGUACUGGUAGAUUUUAUCCAAUGAUCGAAAUAUAAUCGUUGAUCGUUGAUUAUCAAAGAGUGUAUGAGGGGAUGAAAUUUAUUGGGUUUUAAUCGGACUAUUACGUCGCACCCUUAUAUGCGUAAACUAUAUAUAUAUGUAAAUGGUUGCUUUAACGGCGCGUUUACCGAGAAUGAUUAAUAUAAAUCCUUGACGCUCCCAGAUUGUCUUCUCGAACACCUUGAUCGUAUCUCCUCUAUCUCAUCUCAUGCUCGCCUCGACUCAUGUAUGUACGUCAUAUUAUAAACUUUUUCUUUUAUAGUGAAACAAUACAGACAAUGAUUUCUACUUUCUACUUUCUCAUUUAUUAAGUAAAUUACGUUGGUCGAUAUAUUGUAUUGAAAAAAAUUUCUACAAAUACUAACUACGGAUAUACCUUAACUGUAUAUAAUACCUGUGUGUAUGUGUGUGUGUGUAUUUAUAUAUGUCUAUAUAUGUACGUAUAUACAUACGUAUGUAUGUAUGCGCGCGCGCGCGUGUGUGUGUGUGUGUAUAUGUAUUUACGUAGAGAAUAAAAAUAAAAGCAUGGAUUAUAAAUAGCGUCUCAUCGAAAGCUCGUCUCGUGCCUAAUAAAUAAACAACUCUUUAAUGAGAUGGUAAUUAAUUCCUAGUAGCCUCUGGUGAAGUCUCGAACGAUAAUCGAUCAAUAAUAUCUACAUACGUCUUCUCGUAAAAAAAAAAAAAAAUAAAAAGAAGAAAAGAAAAAAAGGAAAAACAGAAAAAUCUUCUUUCUUGUUCUCUCUCUCUCUCUCUCUCUCUCUCUCUCUCUCUCUCUCUCUCUCUCUCUCUUUCUCUCUCACUACUCCGAAGAGUGUAUCUGAGAAAAGAAACAAUGAUCGCAAAAAAAAAUGAUGUAGCGUCUCUCGUCGAGACAUAAAUAAAUACCUAUAGUAUAUAGCUGCGUCCAAUCCUUAUCCCACCCAACCCCUCUCCAAUACCUCCACCACCACCACCACCCUGUUUGCUCGUUUUUAUUGCUCGUUAAAUAGUAAACCUAUCAGUUAACGACGAAUUCUAGAAAUGGUGCGAAAUAAAAAGAUGAAGAUACCAAUGUCUGUAAGAGAGUAAAACCGAUCUCUUCCUUCUCCUCCUCCUCCUCCUCCCUCUCACCCUUCAUCUCCCCUCUUAACCCGACCCCGAAGAUAUUUUAUUCUCUACCAACGGAUUUCGCGAGUUUGCGUUCUCGACUUUCCCCACUCGCGGCCAAGUGUUUUCACUUCUUUACGAGUGUGCCCGCGCUUAUGUUAGUGCCGAUCCAAACAUCGCGUAGCAAACUCGACGAUCUCGAAAGAGAGAGACAAAAAGAGAGGUUGAAAGAGAGAAGGAAAGAGAGGGAGAGAAAGAGAGGGAGAGAGAGAGAGAGAGAGAGAAAGAGGGAAAGAGAGAGAGAGAAAGAGAGAGUGUUAUCCUCUUCUCAAUUUUGAAGUGUGAUUUUGAAUUAGUAAGAUCCAAAAAAAAGCGAAAGAAAAAGAAAAAGAAAAUACAAUAAAAUAAAAUAAUCGAGAAGACUUGACUUCAAGAAAACGAACGAAAAAUGUCGAUCAUACGGACGAUCUUAACGUUUUGCGUGCUGGUGGUCGUGAUCACGCAAGCGAAGCCUACGAUUUACAAGAGAAAUCAAGACAACGUUUUUGAACCAGUAAUGAUACCCGUGUCUUCUACUGUAAUUCCAUUGCCAGUUUAUAAAGUUGAAUAUGGAUUAGGUUUUAUAUCAAAAGAUAAGAAAGCUCAAUCCUCGUUCAAACCAGAUGGCACUGUGAAAUUAAUUACAAUUAAGAAAAGUCAAGAAAAGAAAAUUUAAUUUGGAUCGUUUCGACGAUAAAUAUAUAAAUAAUUGGUAAUGAUAAAUAAAUUUAAUGUAAUUUAGAGAGCUUAUUAUAAUUCUGCGCAAACGUUGAUAUCGUUUUUAACAUAAGUUUAAAUGCUUUACACCAAAAAUUAAUUUAUCUUCAACACAUUUCUUUUUAAUAAUUAAUUUUAUUUACUUUGAAUAAUGUUUUAGUAUAUAUUAUAUAUA
Molecule: messenger RNA, 2499 nt
Organism: Vespa crabro (European hornet)
Lineage: Eukaryota; Metazoa; Arthropoda; Insecta; Hymenoptera; Vespidae
Exons: 3
Coding region: 2017-2283 (88 amino acids)
Source: RefSeq, a predicted model, not a curated record